UUAUCUGAGGCGAGUGAUUUUCAAUUAUUUUAUCUUCGCGCCGAAACCCAUUCAUCGUGAUUAGGUUAAAAAUUCGGUUCCCUUAUCAUGAUCCGCGAUUUGAGUUGAGCUAUCAGUACUAAAAUGACACCGCUUUCGAUAGGAGUGGCACUGCUGUGCGUGGCCGCAUACGUGCUCUUGAACUACAUCUUCGGCUACUGGAAACGGCGAGGAGUUCGACAGCUGACUCCGUACUUCCCGUUCGGGAACUUCGCGGGCGUCUUCCUCGGCAAGGCGUCCUUCCCGAAAGUCUGCGAGAACCUCUACGAACGCAGCAAACAAUGGCGCCUGCUCGGUGGAUACGUCCUGCUGCGACCUGUGAUAUUGGUUAACGACCCUCAGCUAGUCAAGGACAUCAUGGUGAAGGACUUCCAGCACUUUCACGAUCGGGGACCGCACGUGGACGAAGUCAACGACCCCCUGAGUGGACAUCUCUUCUCGCUGGCAGGCGAAAAGUGGAAGAUCCUCCGGGCCAAGUUGACUCCGACGUUCACCAGCGGACGGCUGAAGGGCAUGUUCCAGACCCUGGUCGAUACGGGUGUAGUCCUGCAGGACUACAUCCAGAAGUACGCCGAGGGUGAAGACGUCGUGGAAAUCCGGGAAAUUCUAGCCCGCUACAAUACGGACAAUAUUGCGUCGGUGGCGUUCGGCAUCAAGAUCGAUUCGAUUAACAACCCCAACGAACCGUUCCGCCAGAUUGGGCGUAAGGUUUUCGAGCCAAACUUCCGAAACAACAUGCGCGGACUGAUAACGUUCAUGACGCCGAAGCUCAACCAGUACUUGAAAAUUAAGUCCGUUGACGACGAUGUGGAGCGCUUCAUCAUGCGAGUCGUCCAAGAAACGUUGGAAGGCCGCGAGAAGAACAACAUCGUACGCAAGGACAUGAUGCAGCUGCUGCUGCAGCUGCGCAACACUGGAACCGUAUCGGUCGACGAACGCUGGGACGUCGAAACAACCGCCAAGUUGAAGAAGCUCUCAAUCGGAGAGGUCGCCGCGCAAGCGCACGUAUUCUUCCUGGCCGGAUUUGAGACAUCCUCAACGACCAUGUCGUUCUGCCUGUACGAACUGGCCAAGCAUCCGGACAUCCAACGCAAGGUUCAGGCAGAAAUCGACUCAGUCACUGGUCUCCACGAUGGUAAACUGAGCUACGACAACAUCAACGAGAUGCGCUACCUGGAGUGCUGUAUCGACGAAACCCUCCGCAAGUAUCCUCCCGUUCCGGUGCUGAACCGCGAGUGCACCCAGGACUACAAGGUCCCCGGCAUGGACUUCACCAUCGAAAAGGGAACGGCCGUCAUACUCCAGAUUGCUGGGUUGCAACACGAUCCGCAGUACUAUCCGGACCCGAUGCAGUUCAAACCGGAACGGUUCCAGGAUCCGGAGAUCCGGAACAAACCGUACGCUCCGUUCGGUGACGGGCCAAGGGUUUGCAUCGGGAUGCGAAUGGGUAAGAUACAGACCAAGGUGGGUCUGUCGCUGCUGUUGUCGAAGUUUAACUUCGAGCUGUUUGGCCACGAGGAAGAGGAACUGGUGAUGGAUCCGAACAAUUUCGUUCUGACGCCAGUGGAUGGCAUCAAUUUGAAGGUUAGCUGUCGCGAGUAGCUGGGAAUGGUAGGAGCUCGAAUGCUUUUUAGGAUUAGUUCUUAGAAAUACAUCAAAUUACUUAUAUUGAUAGUGUGACACAAUAUUUGUCUAUAUUUCGGUAUAUUUUUUGAAGACGUCACACCCCAUGAUACUAGAAGCAUACUGUACGCCUUACAUCUAUUUAGACCAUUCGUGGAUGAGUUUGAACUUUACUUCAAUAAAUUUUCCGACUCAGAAGUCUUAACCACAAAAAUAGUUCAAUAAAAAAAACUUUGGAAACACA
Molecule: messenger RNA, 1906 nt
Organism: Aedes albopictus (Asian tiger mosquito)
Lineage: Eukaryota; Metazoa; Arthropoda; Insecta; Diptera; Culicidae
Product: probable cytochrome P450 6d5
Exons: 2
Coding region: 124-1641 (505 amino acids)
Molecular function (GO): monooxygenase activity; oxidoreductase activity, acting on paired donors, with incorporation or reduction of molecular oxygen; heme binding
Source: RefSeq, a predicted model, not a curated record